This is a messenger RNA of Orussus abietinus, 2170 nucleotides long. RefSeq names its product facilitated trehalose transporter Tret1. Gene Ontology annotation, molecular function: sugar transmembrane transporter activity. The coding region runs from base 258 to 1736 and encodes 492 amino acids. Gene Ontology annotation, biological process: carbohydrate transport; transmembrane transport. Lineage: Eukaryota; Metazoa; Arthropoda; Insecta; Hymenoptera; Orussidae. Gene Ontology annotation, cellular component: membrane. The record is from RefSeq and is a predicted model, not a curated record. The transcript has 2 exons.
UGCACGCGCCAAACAUUGAUUUAAGUGGUUUUCGCGAUCCUUGUUACUCGGGCGGCAGAAUUAAAUUGCCGCGGGACUCUGUUAAGUUUAAUCUAUCGUUCGACUCUGGUGAUCUCGAGGGGUGUCUCACGGGAAUACCCCGCUCGCAUUCCUAGCAAAGUUUACGGAUUACUGCACACCUCGACGCGUGCUGUUCUUCACCUCGAGAUCGGUAGGAGACCGAGAGGACUCCGCUGCUGUCAGCCUUCCGCCCUGCCAUGGUGGAGAAGAACAUCGGGAUAUCGCAGCAGACCCUGGUGUCGAGUGUCGGGGAUCGGGGAGCCCCUGCGAGCAAGGUUCCACAGUAUGUGGCAGGCUUGGCAUCCACCCUGGGUGCCUUGGCAGCCGGCAUGGUGCUGGGUUGGACCUCUCCGGCAGGCAAGAAUGGAGUGGAUCUGGCGAAGGAGUACGACAUACCGUUGACCAUUACGGAGUUCUCCUGGAUAGGAGCCUUCGCACCCCUGGGGGCAGCUGCGAUCUGCGUGCCCAUCGGCAUCUUGACGGAUGUGGUGGGCCGGAAGAACGCCAUGCUGGGGCUGGUGGUCCCCUUCACCAUUGGCUGGGCCCUCAUCAUCUGGGCGAACUCAUUCGCCAUGUUUUGCAUAGGCAGGUUCAUAACCGGACUGAGUGGCGGUGCGUUCUGCGUGACCGCUCCGAUGUACACCGGGGAGAUCGCGCAAAACGAGAUCCGGGGAUCCCUGGGGUCGUACUUCCAGCUGAUGCUGACGGCCGGAAUCCUCUGCAGCUACGUCCUGGGCACGGUGUUAAACAUGUUCCAGCUGUCCAUCGUCUCGGCGGUGGUGCCGCUCGUCUUCUUCGGGAUCUUCUUCUUCAUGCCAGAGACGCCUACGUAUUACUUGAAGAAGGGCGACGAAGACGCAGCCCGGGCGAGCUUGGUGCGCCUCCGGGGUCCGCGGUACGACGUGGAGCCAGAACUCCAGGCCCAGCGGGAGUCGCUCGACGAGGCCGCCCGGAACGCCGUCUCCGUCUUCAAGGCUUUCCGCUCCAAGGCCGCCGUCAAGGGCCUGGUGGUAGCCUUCGGGCUGAUGCUCUUCCAGCAGCUCAGCGGAGUCAAUGCGAUCAUCUUCUACGCGGGCGACAUCUUCCAGAAGGCCGAAGGCACCGACGACCCUGAAGUGGCGGACCGCUCGGCCAUCAUCGUCGGAGUCAUGCAGGUGGUGGCGGUCUUCGUUAGCACCCUCAUCGUUGAUCGGCUAGGUCGCCGACUGCUCCUCCUCGUCUCCUCCGUGGCCAUGUGCCUGGCCACCCUGGUCCUCGGCGUCUACUUCUACCUGAGCAGCUCCGGCCAGAACAUCGACAACAUCCGUUGGCUUCCUCUCGUCUCCGUCUGCGGCUUCAUCAUCCUCUUCUCCCUCGGGUUCGGACCCAUACCCUGGAUGAUGAUGGGUGAGCUCUUCGCCUCGAACAUCAAGGGCAUCGCCGGGAGCAGCGCCUGCCUCUUCAACUGGCUCAUCGCCUUCAUCGUCACCAAAUUCUACUCCGACCUGGAGAAUGCCCUCGGGGCGCACGUCACCUUCUGGAUAUUCAGCGGGGUCUGCGCCUUAGGAACCGCCUUCGUCUUCCUCCAGGUCCCGGAGACCAAGGGCAAGACCCUCGACGAGAUCCAGAUCGAGCUAGGGGCCGCUCCUCCGGCUAGAUCCUCCAGGACGAACCCUGAAGGGCCUGCCAAGGCGUGAGGGAUCUUCACCCUGGACCGUUUCCUCGACCCGGGCUCUUCGUCCUGGCCCUCUGGGAACCCUCCCAGGGUUCGCCAGGACUCCCUCUACCCUGAGAAUUCUCUUGCCUUCGAGAGGUCCGCACCUGCGGCUCGAGAUCCUAUCUCCAAGACUGAUGCGCUUGCGGUUUAAAACCUUCGCGUGUAUUAUUUAGGAUAAGAUAAGCACCUUAAGGCGAUAUCAAAGUGACAUCCUUAGAUUAAUCGUCCAUGAAAUUACACUUUUCUCCUAACUGAAUGUACCGAAUCGUUUGAAAUUUUACCACGUGGUCAUGAACACCCUAAGGAAGGUCCCGACACCAGUUUGGAAAGUUUCAUAAGCGAGAGCUCUGAGAUGCCGCUUUUAUAUCGCGUUAAGUGUAAUUGUACUUAUAUGUAAAUAAAUUAUUGACCCUA